Messenger RNA from Akanthomyces muscarius, 3573 nucleotides. RefSeq lists its product as uncharacterized. The transcript is spliced from 5 exons. Gene Ontology annotation, biological process: transmembrane transport. Gene Ontology annotation, cellular component: membrane. NCBI's taxonomy places the organism in Eukaryota, Fungi, Ascomycota, Sordariomycetes, Hypocreales, Cordycipitaceae. The record is from RefSeq and is a predicted model, not a curated record. Gene Ontology annotation, molecular function: ATP binding; ATP hydrolysis activity; ABC-type transporter activity. Bases 1 to 3573 code for a protein of 1190 amino acids.
AUGGGAUAUUUAACUGCCAUCAGAUUUCAUAAAGAAGACGUAGAAAACCUUGCGACGACAUUGAUCUCGAUUCUCGGGGUGCUAGGUAUAGUGACCAAGCUAAGGCCGCGGCGUGCCUCACUCGACCAUGCCGAGCUCACGGACAGUCGAGUCGCAGCGCUGCUGUUGGGGAUUGCUGCCGCAGUAUGUUUCGUCUUGGAAUCCCUCUGGCUGGGGAAUGUCAGCAUGUCUUGGGUGAUGCUUGCUUCUCAAUCUGGAACUGUACUGGCCGAGAAGAGCUACAAGAUGCGGUUCAAAGCAAGCGCUAUCGGAGCGAUCAUGAGUGCUGCGUACAUGGUGUCGUUGUACUGUGGCGACGCUUCCAUUGCACAAGGACUGGUCGCCCUGUUGCUUCUCGGCGCGCAUCUUUCCGUUCCGCGGUCAGCAGAUCAGUACAUUGACGGGAAGUUAGUUGAUCGUCAAGCGACUGCGUCCAUUUUGGAAAGGAUCAGCUUUACCUGGGCUGCGAGCUCAUUCGACGACAAGUGUGCCAAUCUUCCUGUGCUCCCCGCUUCGAUGCGAACAGCUACAGUUGCCAGUUGCUAUGCCGAGUGCAGAGAUCGUGCCGCGACGCUGGGAAGAUCACUCCUGCAACGAUUUAUUCGGCCUAUAAUUUUGCAAUGGUUUAUCACAAUUAUUCGCUCUGUUGCAUCCGUUGUACCGAAAUACAUCACAUAUAAGUUGCUUGAGCACCUCGGAACAGCCUCGUCCGACUCGUCGCGUGGCUUCUAUUUGGCAAUUGCUUUGGGGGGCUGCAAACUAAUUAAUGCCUGGCUCGGGCCUGCUUCAAGCUGGAUGAUGGAUUCCCAGCUUCUGUACCCUGUGCAGACCAUACUGAUGGCGUUGAUAUGCGACAAGUCCCUACGAAUGCCCAACGUGAUGAGCGCCAAACCUUCCAAAGGCAAGCCCGAACCGUCAAUUUUUGCCCACAUGCGAAUGGAUGGAGCGAGGGCCUCUAUGGUUGUCACCAACUCCCACACUCUACCUAGCGUUGUUAUGAAGCUGAUUACGACAGUUUACUUCCUCAGUAGAUUGAUUGGGUGGCAAAUUUUGGCGCUCACGUUGAGUCUAACAAUACUCCUCAUGGGCAUAGGCGCGAAGAUCACACAGAAACACCACCAGCUCCAGGCUGAGCUGACUGAGCAGCGCCGAGAGAGUGGCAUUGUGCUUGCCGACGCACUCUUGUCAAUUCGCCAGAUAAAGCUCUCUGCUUCCGAAGAUGAGUGGAUGAGAAAAAUAUCAGAGAACCGCAGUAAGGAGCUGAAGCUGCGGUAUAAGAAUUCUCUCAUCACCUGCGCCUCCACAUUGAACAAUGCCGUCGUUUCCGCUGUACUUGCGGGGAUUCCACUCUAUCUGUGCGCCCUCAAAGGCCAGAAGCUGACAGCAGCUGUUGCAUUUACAUUUCUAAGCCUGUUUCAAGAUCUGCAGCUUAGACUUGCUUCGUUGCCUUAUCAGGUAUCGUAUUGGGUGGAGGGGUGGAAUGCAUUGCAAAGGCUGCACAGUCACUUUGCCGCUUCUGAAGCGCAAAAGACGACCGAAACUGUGGCCGAUGAGAUCUCGCUGAAAGAGGCGGUUAUGGCGUGGAACAAAGACGCUCAUGCGCAAGAACAGUUUGAGCUCAAGGCAUCGCUAGACUUUCCCAGUGGCCAACUAAGCGUGAUCACUGGAGAUACAGCUUCGGGGAAGAGUCUCCUUCUGACUGCAAUUGCGGGUGAGGCGGCGCUUCUCUCUGGAGAUUUACGGGCGCCAAUACCACAGGACAUCGGGCUCGGAGGACGGGCUAUUGGGGGCGCUAGAUUUGCUACUUCUGCCUUAGCGACACUUAUUCUAUCGACAGCUCUGGGAUACUCGCGCACUCGCUGGCUGCAAAAGUGGACAGCUCGCUACGAGACGUUGGGCAAAGCCGACAGCUACGCAGGAUCAGACGCUGCGCAUUUCGGAGGUGUAUAUCUCUGGAUCUCUAUCGUGGGCAGUGUAGUGGGUGCUGUCACCAUCUAUCUUUCCCUGCAUCUUGGGCUUCGCGCGUCGCGACCGAUGGCAGAUGCGGCACUGCUCGGGGUCUUUCAUUCACCACUGCAGUGGCUAGAACGAACCUCAAGAGGAGAGAUUACAUCUAGACUGGCCUCUGAUGUAGAGGAUCUGGACAGAAAAGUACCCGAAGACAUUGUCGAUGCUCUACGAUGCGGAACGGACUUGUUGAUGAUACUGUUCACCAGUGCUUCCAUUUCCGGCUACGAAACCAUCAGCACACUUCUCUUGGGCUUUAUCUAUUACAAGAUUACGCGAAACUUGAUGCCGGCAACGAAGAAGCUGCAGCAGCUGAGCCGGGCCGGCACCUCGGCCAUGUACCAGCGGCUGUCCGAUUUGCAGCAGCACGACGCGCUGCUCACGCUGCGCACGUUCAGCAUGCGCGACUACUUUCUGCAUGAUGCAUACGCGCGCAUCGACGACCGCAUCCGCUACUGGUGGUAUACGAGCCUCUGCAAGGUCAUGCUCGAUGUCCAGCUCGAGGCCGUCAGCGCGCUGUUCGUAACGAGCAUCGCGGUGGGCGCGGUGCUGACGCAUGCCGACGCGGGCCCCACGGGCGUCGCGCUCUUGUUUGCCAACAAGUUUAGCGCCGUCACGUCACGGCUCCUGAAGCGGCUGGUGGACGUUCAAGGAGACAUGGCCAGCGUGGCCCGCGUGGAUGAGUACGCGAACCUGCCCGCGGAGAAGAUGGACGGAGCGGCGGUGCCCGACGGCUGGCCGCCAAGGGGCGCGCUGCAAGUCUCCGACCUGACUGCAGGCUACGAGGCGGAUCUUGGCAGCAGCUGUGUGCUCAAGCAGGUUUCGUUCUCGGUCAAGGCAGCGGAGCGGGUUGGUAUCGUGGGACGGACCGGCGCGGGCAAGUCGUCGCUCGUUUUGGCACUGACGCGACACUUGCACAUGCAGGGCCGCAUCGCGAUUGACGGAGUCGACUUGGCGAAUCUCAACCUGAAGCAGCUGCGCAGAAGCCUCUCUGUCAUCUCUCAAGAUCCAUACCUAUUCAGCGGCACACUGCGGCACGUGGUCGACCCAGCGGGCACGCACUCCGAUGACGAGAUCCAAGCCGUGCUCUCCAAGAUGUGCUUCUCCACCGCGCCACAAGGCAGCGCAUCGUCCAAGGCGGCCGCCGCCGUCGCUGCAGAGCUGUCCUUUGGCAUCAGCCGCGGCGGCCUGAACCUCUCCCAGGGCCAGCGUCAGAUGCUGCGCCUCGCGCAGGCCGUGCUCGCGCGCCGCCGCAUCGUCGUCAUGGACGAGGCCACGAGCGCCGUCGACGCCGACGCCGACGCCGCCAUUCAGCGCGCGCUCCGCGAGAUGACGGCGACGACGCUCCUCGUCGUGGCGCACCGGCUCGCGACGGUCGCCGACUUUGACCGGCUGCUGGUCCUGGACGACGGGCGGCUGGUGGAGAGCGGCUCGCCGGCGGCGCUGUAUAGGGCCAACGGCGCGUUCACAAAGAUGGUGGAUGCGAGUGCAGACAAGGAGGCACUUCUGAGGAUGUUUGUAUCGUAA